GCUGAUGAUGCUGGCUAGCGAGCUGCCUACGCUACGGAACUUAGCAUGUAGCAAGCUAGCUUCUAUGGUAUUUUUUUUUUUUGGUACUGUUGACACGUUUCGCUAGUGUUUGCCAGACGGACGCCGCGUUGGAGCCGUGUGCGACAAAAAGUGUUGUGGAAUACAUGCUCUUCAGUGUUUUAAGACCUGGAUCUGCAUCUAAACCUUGAGAUUUUUAUGAUGUUCAAAGACUUCAUCGCAUCGCCUGACUCCUCGGCUCAUCAACUCACCUAUAAAUGAGUAAACCCAAACUUGAUCCUCCAUCCCCACUUGACGUGAUUCACGAUGAUCAUUUGCGUUGACACAACCCUGCCCUCUGGGACGAGAACCCGCCAUAACCCGGCUCAUCCAAUGAUAUGAUAGUAGCUGCCUGGAUCAGUUACUGUGCCUGCAGGAGCCUCGCACAGGUUCUGCUACUCCUUUCCUCCGCAAACACCUUUUCAUCCCUGUGGGAGACCCUCGCCGGCCGUGGAGCCAUGGGGAACAGCUGCGUGUGCCGGGAUGACAGCGACUUGGAGGACCAUCACGGGGCGUCCAGGGGGUCGAGGGGACAGGCCAGGCGGACGGAUCACGGGACAGGCGCGACCGUCGACGCUGGGGAGUCUCGUGGCGGUCGCCCGAGGGACCCUGUCAGACCCCCGCGGAGGGGGCGUGGACCCCACGAGCCACGGCGGAAGAAGCAGAAUGUGGAUGGCUUGGUGCUGGACACGCUGGCUGUCAUCAGGACCCUUGUGGACAAUGACCAAGAGCCCCCCUAUUCCAUGAUCACAUUGCACGAGAUGGCAGAGACUGAUGAUGGCUGGCUGGAGGUUGUCCAGUCUCUGAUUCGAGUGAUACCAUUGGACGACCCACUUGGGCCUGCAGUCAUCACCCUGCUGUUGGACGAGUGUCCCCUACCCACUAAGGAUGCCCUCCAGAAACUCUCAGACAUGCUGAGUCUGAGUGCGGCUGUGGCUCGACAGGACGCUCUGAGCCCUUCCAAACACAGAAACACCACAGCUGUCUUGGGAUGUCUGGCUGAGAAACUGGCUGGUCCCGCCAGCAUUGGACUGUUGAGCCCUGGAACUCUCGAGUACCUUCUAGAAAGCUUGAGCUCUGAAGCACACCCCACUGUCAUGCUGUUUGCUCUGAUUGCCUUGGAGAAGUUCUCUCAAACCAGUGAGAACAAACUGACAGUGUCUGAGUCAUGUAUAAGCAGCAGACUGGCUGUGUUGGAGUCAUGGUCGGAGCAUCCUGACUACCUGAAGAGGCAGGUCGGAUUCUGCUCACAAUGGAGCUUAGACAAUUUAUUUCUCAAAGAAGGGCGUCAAUUCACCUAUGAGAAGGUCAACCUCACCCAUAUCAACGCCAUGCUCAACAGCAACGACGUCAGCGAGUACCUCAAAAUCUCCCCUAGUGGAUUAGAGGCACGGUGCGACGCCUCCUCAUUUGAGAGUGUACGUUGUACUUUCUGUGUGGAUUCUGGCAUUUGGUACUAUGAAGUGACGGUCGUUACAUCGGGUGUGAUGCAAAUCGGAUGGGCCACCAAGGACAGCAAGUUCCUCAACCAUGAGGGUUACGGGAUUGGCGAUGACGAAUACUCGUGUGCAUACGAUGGCUGCAGGCAGCUUAUCUGGUACAAUGCUCGCAGUAAACCUCACGCUCACCCCUGCUGGAAGGAGGGAGACGCUAUCGGCUUCCUGUUGGACCUCAGCAAAAAGCAGAUGAUCUUCUAUCUGAACGGACAUCAGCUGCCGCCAGAAAAACAGGUUUUCUCUUCAGCAACGUCUGGCUUCUUUGCGGCGGCCAGUUUUAUGUCAUACCAGCAGUGUGAGUUCAACUUUGGCGCCAAGCCUUUCCGCCACCCGCCCUCAGUCAAGUUCAGCACCUUUAACGACUUUGCGUCACUGCUUCCCAGUGAAAAGAUCAUCCUGCCCAGGCAUCGGCGCCUGGCUUUACUGAAACAGGUCAGCAUCCGGGACAACUGCUGCACGCUGUGCUGUGACGUCAUGGCUGACACAGCGCUGCGGCCCUGUGGACACGGGGGUAUGUGUAUGGAGUGUGCCUUACAGUUAGAAACGUGCCCCCUGUGUCGCCAGGACAUCCAGACUCGCGUCAGACUCAUUGCACAUGUCUCCUGACACACUCUAACCUGCUCCUGUAAGGAGAGAUGCACAAGCCCUACAGACACCUCCCCCUCUAAGCCCCUCUGGCCCAGCCGGCUUGGAGGAUGGUUCCGCAGUGAAAGCAUCCGAGCUAUGCGUUCUGGUCAGAGGAGGCCUUGAUGGAGGGGUGACGAUAGGAAGCAGACGAGCGGAUGGGGAAGCCAACUGCAGCAGGAUUCCUGUGAGCUUCUCACUCAUUUAGCCAUGCCUCCUCUUUUGUAUUCUUCUGAGAGCAGAAGCCAGACAGACGCUCUGAAGGAGGGAGCAGAAACAAUUAAUCACAUCAAAACCAACCUCUAUAAUCUGUAAGAUCCAAUUUUGCGAACCUCUUUUCACAAAAGAUCCUAUUGUAUUCUUGUUUAGAGGACACUACAUAAUCACAUCAUACACACACACGAUGGGCUCUGCAAGGUAGUAGUAAUGAAUGAGGGUGGGCGAUACUGCAAAUUUGGUAAAUCCAAGGCAAGUAUUGUAGAUAUUGAUGCGUUUUUCUUUAAUAUACAAAGGACUUUAAAUGAUUUUCAAAAUUUGCCUUUAAUUGGCUAAUUAGAAUAAACACAGGACAAAGGUUCUAGCCCCCAAAAUGUCUACAAACAGUAUAAAUAGAACAAUUAUAAAACAAAGUAACAACAUCAAUAAAAUAGUUAUUCCCUUUAUUACAAUUAUUUGAGCAAAAUAAAGUCAAUAGUGCAAAAUAAUUCAACAAAAACUACAGCUAGCUCACGUUGAAAUAUUUGGAAGGUUUGCCUCCAAAUGUAACAAUAUCAGCAAUGUAACAGUAUCAAUAACUCUAAAACCACAGAUAUUGUUUGACACUCAGUGACAAUAAACAUCAGUGUUUUCCCACAGGGUGUCAAAUUUACACAAUUGGCCAUGACGCAUUUGUAAAAAUUGAGUUAAGAAAAAAAGGCAAAACACAUUUUUUUUCAAGCUAUUAGCAAACUGGUUUCUUUUUGUUGCUAAACUACAGCUAGCUCACGUUCAAAUAUGUGACAGUUUGCCUCCAAAUGUAACAAUAUCAGCAAUGUAACAGUUUUAAUAACUCUAAAACCACAGGUAUUGUGUGACACUCAGUGACAAUAAACAUCAGUGUUUUCCCACAGGGUGUCAAAUUUACACAAUUGGCCAUGACGCAUAUGUAAAAAUUUAAUUUAAAAAAAAAAGCAUAACAAAUAUUUUUAAAGCUAUAAGCAAACUGGUUUCUUUUUGUUGUUAAAAAUGCCACAAACAAGAUUGAACUGUCUUUGAUUGCACCCAGUGUUCCUGGUAAAAAGCUAUAGCCUCCAAAAUUCCCUUCCAGAUUUGUCGCUUGUCACUUUUUUGAAGAAAAGUAUAAUAGAGACGGGUACUUGCUAAAUUAUAGAGAUAAAGUUGCCUAGUUGGCAGCACUGAUACCUCCCGUUUUGUUGUAUUGUUUGGCAGACCAGGUGCAUUAAAAUGUGUUAAUGAGGGUGGGAAAACAGGUAUUUGCAAAUCUAUUUGUGGUGGUCCAUAAUUUGGCAGGCCGCCACAAAUAAAUGAAUGUAUGGGAAAACACAAGAGUAAAACUGAUUUCAUCACACUAGGAAUCAUCCAAUUCUUAAUACCACUCUUGGUAUCAAUAUGGUAUAUAUUAAGGUGAAUGGUCCCACCCGUUGUUAUGGACACAUGUGGUGGUAAUAAGCCCAAAGUACAGACAAACAUUAGUGGAUGUCCCAAACAGCAUUGUUAUUGUCUUUGCUCUGUGUACCAUCGCUAUCUCUUGGUUCCUGUGCUGAUCCAUUUCACAUAUCUGCAGCAAUGUCAGACUUCCGUGUACAAAUGUCAACAAAAACAUGCAGUUUACUCAUUUAGUUUACAAAAUGUAAAAUAUCUGAUCUUACCAGAAGACUUCACUAGUCUUUUAUCACAACCAUUAAGGAAGCAAAGAGUGAUCCGGUACUGUAAAGAUUUUCAACUUAUUCAUUUGCGCUUGUGUGUCGUGCUUUAUUUAUAAACUCAGAUUUGGAUUGUUCACUGUCAUCAGUCUAACAGAAGCUUAUUUGUUCCCAGUAUAAUUGUGGAUAAUGUUGAUAAUAGGAAAAGUAUCCGUCUUGAGUUUACUUUAUGGGCACUAAAAAAAUAUGUCCAACAUUUGGUUUUGAAAGAUGGAGUAUCAGUUACAUCUGGGGUUUUCAAAGUGGUCAGCCUCAUCUUCUCCCACUCACAACUGUUUAUUUACAUAUCACCACACGCCCCCAACUGUAGACACUCUCACUACAAGAACUACAAAUAAUUCCUAUAUAUUUUCAACAUCGCUUAAGCUGAGCAGCUAUUAAAAUAUAUUUUAAACUGAGGUUGAGCUUCUGCCUCCUCGCACUUUGAAAACUCCAGAGUUGGAUUGUUGUAAAAGCAAAUGUGAAACGUCAAUGUGAAUGAUGUAUCCCCAAGUCUGGCAUAUGUGUUUGCAAUUCUAUUAUUUAAUUCUCUUAAGUCUGUUUGUUUACAGAAGUAUAUUGGCACCAAAAUUCUACUCUAUCCCCUUAGUUACAAACAAAUGAGACUUCUUUAAACUAACUAGACGGGUAUGUAGGGGUGGGCAAUAUCUUGCACAUUGAUCUGGUACCAAGUAAAAAGAGGGCCAAUAUUACAGAUAACUUUACUUUUCACUUGAAAAUAUUCAAAUUUUCAUUGCCUUACAUUAGUUGAUUGGGAUUUUAAUCAAAAUAAAACACAGGCGGAAGAUUUUUGGUAAUCUUAUUUGUGAACAAUUUAACAAUAUCUACAUAUUCUUACGGUACUGAAUAGAUCAGAACUGGAUUAUUCAGAUUGUCUGAGAAGACGUUCCAUCUCUCAGCUCUAGAUUAAGGUUGAUGAUGCAGUAUCCAGAGGAUAAACACUAAUUCCAGGAUCCUGCCCUCAAACCAGAGCUGUCCAAUCUAAAGUCUGUGAACACAAACUGAAUAAGCCUGCUCUGAUUAGAGAGCUUUAGUCUUGAGGGCAGAAUUUUUUUCCUUACUUCCAGCACUGCACCCUUAGACGAGAGCAGAUGAGAAGCGAAAUAUCUUCUAUAUGAACAGUCGAGUUGCGAUCAAUUCAAUGACCCGGAUGAAUAAGAAUAUUUAAAGGCUAUACAACAGUAUAAGACAAAGACAACAAUAUAAGACAAAGUAAUAAUUACAUACAAUUUUGGAGCAAAAUAAAGUCUGUAGUGCUAAAUAGGUCAACAAAAGCAAACACUACUAAUGGCUCAUUAAAAUCCAGGUCCAAUAAUCAACAAUAUAUACCUAUAACCAUCUAACAAUAAAGACAUUCCAGAAAAUAUACAUGAAUAAGAAAUAUCAAUCUCAUCACACUAUUAUUGAGCCGAUACCAAUACUACCAUUGGUAUCAAUACUAUCAAUACUUGCAUCGAUUCGCCCACCCCGACUAGAAUCAAACAUUUAUCUAAGGCCUUUUUGCCAUUUCUUGCCCUUACAGGGGCUACUGUAGCUCUUGUAUGAAAGCAGCCCGUUGGUUUACAGGAACGAGUAUAUUUAUGCAAUGGAGUAUUUUAAGAUUAGGCUGAAUUGUUUUUAAAGGAAACCCAGUAAACGCAUGAAGUAGAUGUGUUAAAGUUUACUGCAAAGCUUUCUGAAGAUGACUUGAAUCGCUGCGUGAGACAAAAGCCUGUUUAGUUACUGUUUGCUUAUUUGGAGCACCUUAAAAGAGCAGCUGAGAGAAAUGGUUCAUUGUAUGAUCUUAGGAGAUUAAAAAAACUGAAAAGAGGAAUUUCUCACCAGAAUUCCUAAAGAUAUGGUUUAUGAAAGAUUGAUGUUUCUUGGAUUGUGCUAUUUGUAAUAAAUGUAUAUUCAUGUGAUGUUUACAUGACAAGACAGUGUUUCUUUACAUGUUUGGUAUUACUGCAAUAUUUUACACAUCAAAGCAUAUACUGUACUCCAAAUAUACAUCACAUGGGACAAGUGUUAGGAAAUAGAUGGAUGGAUGUUAGAUUGUUUUUUUUAAAUAGACACAUGUUAAUUUCAUCAAUAAUUAAAAACCGACAUAAAAGUAGGAAAUACUUUGAUAAGGGUAACUCCAAAGAAUCGGAAUAAUAAGGAUCACCAUUGUAAUCAAAUACUACUAAAUAUGUAUUUGAAGGGUAAUGUGUUUGCUAAUACUACAAAUGUUAGCACUAUUAGACAAUCGCAUACAAGAGUCAGUCCGUGGAGUCCAUACUUAGUCCAGCAAAGCACGCCAAAAAAAGGAGGCAAGCGGCCACUUUGAUGCAUAUUGCUAAAAAAAAUAAAACUCUUCCAAUGUAAGUCUUAACAAAACAGACAUAUGAGCUUUGUGUUAUUAGUGACAAAGCAAAUUACUAGUUAUGGGUCAAACGAUACUGA
This is a messenger RNA of Entelurus aequoreus (snake pipefish), 6523 nucleotides long. It is a transcript of the gene rspry1, whose product is annotated as ring finger and SPRY domain containing 1. Bases 396 to 2159 code for a protein of 587 amino acids. Gene Ontology annotation, molecular function: protein binding; ubiquitin-protein transferase activity. The record is from RefSeq and is a predicted model, not a curated record. Gene Ontology annotation, cellular component: cytoplasm. NCBI's taxonomy places the organism in Eukaryota, Metazoa, Chordata, Actinopteri, Syngnathiformes, Syngnathidae. The transcript is spliced from 15 exons.